GUAGUUACAAAAUUAAAAUACAAUUCAAGACCAGAUUCUAGCUAUUCUGAGUGCAAUCCUCCUAAACUUAGUUUGCGAAAUUCAAAUCAGUUUAUAAAAUUUUGGAGUUGGUUUAAUCAGAAGUAUCAAGCUAUCUAUUUUACUUGUAUAACUGUUGAUACUUUUGAAGAGAUAUAUCAAUCUGUAAAGGACGAACAAUUUUUUGAAACUCUUAUUCAUUUGUUAUUAACUACUAUUCGAUAUAAUAAUAAUCAACCACCUAAAGAGUUUAAUCAAAUAAUACCAGAAUCUCUUUCAACUAAUCUUUCUGUAAAUAAAUUAAAUAAAAAGUUUGAGAAAGCAUACAAGCAAAUUCAACAAGAAACACCUUUGGUAUCAACUUCUCAAAAUCCUCCUCUAAAUAUAAAUAAUCAAAAUAAAGAUACUGAAUCUUUAAAUUUUGAAGAAGCUUACUUUAAUACUAUUAAUCAAAGAAGAAAUAUACCAACUAUAGAAGAACAAACUAACAUGUAUAUCCCCGAUGAUUCUCAUGGAAUGGUUGAAGAUUAUAGAGCACUAGUUGACUUUACCAAUAUGCGUCAACACCAAGCACAAAAUCAACAACAAACUCCUCUUCCUGAAUUUGAUAACCAACAAGCACUUCAAACACUUUUAAGAGGCAUAAAUAAAAUGUUUGAAAGUAAUGCUGCCCGAGCUGCAGUAGCAACAACAAAUCCUAAAGAAGCAUGUGUUGGUAAUAAUGUAAAUAAAACUAGAAAGCUAGCAAUUGUACCAAAUUUUCUCAAAGGAAAUGCUCUUUCUUGGUAUAAUCAAAACAAAGAUAAUUUUCAAGUUUGGAAAA
Molecule: messenger RNA, 841 nt
Organism: Dentiscutata erythropus
Lineage: Eukaryota; Fungi; Glomeromycota; Glomeromycetes; Diversisporales; Gigasporaceae
Source: the annotation of a GenBank genome assembly